Molecule: messenger RNA, 873 nt
Organism: Podarcis raffonei (Aeolian wall lizard)
Lineage: Eukaryota; Metazoa; Chordata; Lepidosauria; Squamata; Lacertidae
Product: actinia tenebrosa protease inhibitors-like
Exons: 4
Coding region: 157-621 (154 amino acids)
Biological process (GO): negative regulation of peptidase activity
Cellular component (GO): extracellular region
Molecular function (GO): serine-type endopeptidase inhibitor activity
Source: RefSeq, a predicted model, not a curated record
GUAGGGCUGUUGCUCUGGGGCCGGAUUAGAAGGGAAUCCAGUGAGCCGGCUUGUGACAAGCCUUAGCGCGUCCCCCGUGAGCCGGCCCCGCCUGCCUGGCCCUUUAAAAGCCACUUGGCUCAGCCGGCAGGGCUCAGACACGGCUCUGGCAGCACCAUGAAGGCAGGUGGUCUCCUCCUCCUCCUCCUCCUCUCCGUGGCCCUGCUGGCCCUGGGGGGCCAUUGCAUGCCCUCUUUGGACGCCAAGGAAGCAGAAGGCAAGGACAGCAAGGACGGCUACUGCUACAACGUGCCGCCCGUGGCGAACAUCUUCGAAGAGAGGAACUGUAGCGCCUGCCUGCAAAACAAGUCCUGCUCCACCUGUGACAAUGACUCCCAGUGCCCGGGCACCCAGAAGUGCUGCCCAGGGGACUGUGGCUACGUCUGCCAGGAAGCCGUCAUUGACUUUUGCCGCCUGCCCUCGGUCUGCGGAAACUGCAAGGCGAUGUUUGCUCGCUACUUCUACAACGCCUCCACCCAGAAAUGCGAGCAGUUCGUCUAUGGCGGCUGCGGUGGGAACAAGAACAAUUUUGACACGGUAGACGACUGCAUCCGAACCUGCGGGAAGUCCCGGACGGCCUAGACUGAGAAAGCCAUCGGGGCAGACCUGUCCCCUCGCUGCGAGACCUGACUCCGUCCUCCUCUCAGCAGCUGCACCUUCCUUCCUGGCCUGGUGGAGAAGGGGCUCAGAGACCCCUGACAUCUUUGACUCUGUUUUGGAAAAUGAGAGGAGCAAGGGAUCCUGGGUGGGUGCUCUGCCUGCUCUCCAGCCUGCCAGCUCCUUGAUCGUGGGUUCCUGGGAACACCCUACCCUCUGCAAUGCAUCCAACAUGUU